GAUUGCGAAUUGCAUUUUCUGGGGCGGCGUUUAUUUACAUCCUAUACAUUAAAAUUAUUGGAAUUCUGAAGACAUUAGCUCACCAUUCACAUAAAUAAAUGUGCCAAGUGCGUUUAAUGCACUGAGAGGAGUUAGGAACGUGUAAUCUACAACCGACAAUUGUCCAGUGCACAGGCCUUGGGGCUAAGUUUGUUAGCAGUGUGCGGGAGGGUAAUAACAUUUAUUACACACACACACACACACACAAAACUAUGACGAUUGAUGGCUCCACCCUGCCGUCAGAGCUGCUCGUGAUACCACAACCGCUAAUUGGAUUCUGUGGAUUGGAUGUGGCACGUCAAAGUGUCCAUAAAUCCAUUUGGGAUGCAUUCAGCGGAACUCUGCAACGGAAACCUGUGGAUAGAGAGAGGGAUCGGGCAGCCGUUCAAUAUAAACUACUGCCUCCAAACUAUGAGUUCCCGGUGGCCAAGCCGAAGCGUGUGUCCUAUGAGUGGUAUCAUCCGAAGGGAAUACUUAAGCGUAACUGGAUGUUAAAGCAUCUUCACGUAUUGCCAUCGGUGGUGGUUCUCUUCCAGGACAUAGAAUGGAACGAUAGCCAGUGGACAGAGAAACAGGUGCAAUGCGCCGCAAUUGUGCAGGCCUUGAAGAACUCAUUGCAGGAACGCAACACCAGGCUAUGCCUUGUGCUGCUCCAAAAGUCGGCACCACUUCCUCCCGGCGAGGAUACGUUGGCGUCGGAGCGCGCUGCCAGUCUAACAACCGCUUGUGGAAUUACCAGUAAAAUGCUGUUCAUUUUGCCACACACAGAACAUCUCAUGGGCUACACCCUGCGCCUGGAGUCGGCGUUCUUAGACAUGGCACAGUCCUACUAUGCACUUAUGUCCAAGCGCAUUCGAACUCAUCGGGAUCAGUUAUCCGCCGCUCAUACAACUCUCAAGAUUCGGCAUCAGUUCAAGCUGGGCUUUGUGGCUGAGAUGCGUCAGGACUUUACCACGGCACAAAAACACUAUUUUCAGGCCUAUGCAAACUUGGAUGAGAUACGGAUCAAUGACGGGAAUUGCAUGGAGAUCAAAACGAUUGCCGGAUUUCUCAAUUAUAAGAUGUGCAGGCUUAUGUUCAAGUUAAAAACUCCAAGGGAUUCCAUCAAUCAGUUCAUUAUACACAUUGAGAAGUACAAAAGUCGCGUGGGCUUCAAGGAUUUGGCCUUUGAGCAUCACGCCUGGCUAAGUACGCAACACUCUGUCUUCGCGGAGCUAUUCUGUGAGGCCAUCAAAAAUGGUUUGCCGGCGCUGCAGAUUCAGCAUCCGGGUAUUUACUUCCAAAAAGCUGCCGAGUAUGUGAUCAAGCGACGCGAAGCUGCUCAACAGGCCAGUGUCGAGCUCUUAAACUCCAACCUCAACUCAACAGAUGCGUCGUCCAGUCAAACACAGUCCAAUUUGUACACCGAGUUCUUUGGAAUACGUGCUGUGAAGACAGGUGAUCCUGUUGCCGAGCAGCAGGUGAAUGUUCAGUUGUGCGAGCUGGAGCGUAACUAUAAUCAUUCAUCGGCUAUUAUAGCGCUGCUGAGUCAGGCCAUGGCACAGUUUAAGAUCUACAAAUGCCUAAGAUUCCGCAAGAAACUGGCCAUUGAUAUGGCCGAGGAGUAUCUACUAAGUGGUGAUCAUGCCAAGGCCUUGACUCUAUACUCUCUAAUGCUGCCCGACUACCGUGAAGAAAAGUGGUCAACUAUUUUUAGUGAUGUGCUGUUGAAGACGCUUCGCUGUGCUCUGCUUUCCGCCUCUGUGGCAGAUUACAUUGCCUGCAGCAUUGAGGCGUUGUCGCUGCGUCAUCAUGGGGAGCAAAAAGAGCGCGUGCUGCUGCUGGAGAAUCUUUGGCAGGUUUUUCAAAGCGUACCUCCAAUGCCACAAUCCCAAUUGACGACCGACAUUCAAACGCUUUGGAACAAUGCGUUGGCCAGCGUUAAGUCACCAAUUCAAAUUGAUUUAGAUAAGAUCAGCGAUGUGCUAGAACUCUGCGCAACAUUCCAACAAGUUCAACUGAACAAUAAUGAUGUGCUGCAGCUGCAUCUCAUAGUGCGCGUUCUAACCGACGUCCCGCUGCGUAUACGCAACUUCCAUGUGCUGCUCGCCGAUGCAAGUAAUCCGCAAAACAGCUACAAACUGGAGGCUCUCAAAUAUUUAUGUUUCUCCAACUUGCUGGAACUGCGGCAGCAGAAGAUUCCGAAGCAAGGCGAACAUCUGGAGCUCAAAACGUAUGAGAAGAAUAUGAGAUUAGAGCCAGGCUGUUAUUAUCAACUGCUGUGCAGCACGGAGGCGCAUCAGUUCAAUGAGAAUACACAGCUGCGUAUUGUGCGAUUGGAGGCGCAUAUGGGCACCGAUCAAAUAGGUGCAUUACUCACGUGCAGCGCCAACUAUACGCGUCAACAAUUCCGACAUCACACGCGCCGUCGCGAUCUCGAUGAUAACGUGACAAUCAAUCCCAUUUGCUAUAUUGCGCCCACCUUCCAUUUGAGCACGCAAACGAGCCUUGGACAUGUAGCGAACGAUGCCCCAACAACAACAAUGAUGGUUAAUGAAUACUAUCCAGUGGUCACCACAAUAAGCAAUCCCUAUAAUGUCUAUCUGCAAAAUGUGGGCGUGCACAUCAGCGUGCCGGUCGAGCUGCGCAAUAGCGUUUUUCUUACGACGGAUGUGUCGACCGGACGGCAGAAGCUGCAUGCCCAGAUCCAGAUCGAUGUGGGUGAAUUGUCCGGACAUGGCAGCAACACGGCGACAUAUUACAUCUUUAGUUUGGUUGAGACGGAGAUCAAACUGCAGCAACGUCUUAGCUACACUUUGGAUGUGGAUCGCAGUGCAGGAGGAGGAGGAGCUGCCAAUGUCAGUCACAGUACCACGCCCAACAGUUCCGAGACAACGCCUGAGCAUGUCAAAGUUAUAACCAAUAGCCUGGCAACAAUAUCGCCGGUACAGAUCGAGUAUUUGGAUGAGACCAGGCUGCGCAAGUCACGGGAGGACACCUUGAUUGUAAGAUGUGUUGGUGACUUUAAGUUUAGUGCCCGCUUCUAUACUCUCAACCGGCGACCAUUGGGUCAAGCUUAUCGUGGUGAGAACUUCCUUCUGAGAGCCAACACGGAGGUCGUGGCUGUGGACGAUGUGGAAAUACUGGACAGCUUCUUUAUAUGUGAUCACAAUUUAGUGCAAUCAAACUACAGUUUUAAGCGUAAAAAGUAUACCAACAAGUACAGAGCUGGUGACCAGCUGGAGAGUGUGAUUGUGCUGCGCACAAAUGCCACGCUUCAGGAUUGGACGACUGCUCGGGAUCUGGAGCGCUCCAAGUCCGAGGAGAGUGUGUCCAGCAAGUUUAUAAGUCGACAACAAAAGAUGCCGUCAACGGGCAACAUUGGAGAUGCACCUCCUCCAGCGCCAGCUGCUCCAAUGAGCGGAUACAUGAGCAAAAGCCUAAUGUCCAAAAUUCCAACAAGCAUGACCAUCAUCAAUAACAACACUGGACUGCAGGUGGCCAAUGCGGGGAUCAUGAGCAACUCAAUACAUUCGGAUGAUGGUAAGCUGAGUCUCAGCGGCGCUGAAGAUAGCGCAGUCUUGCCAGUCGCUGGACAGGAUGCACCCAAAAGCAUGCGGAUCAUAUUCAACAAAGCGCUGGAGGCGGUUCAGGCAACUGGACAUCAUCGUGGCUUCAUCAAAGGCGUUUACACGCUGGACUCUUCAGCGCCGACGACGAUCCCCAAAUUUGGUGUGUUUUGCAUACGUUGGCGACGACCAGGCGUUAAGGAGGAGAAUGAAUCCAAGUUUAUUAUAAGUGGCCUUGAUAUAGCGGAGCCGCCGCUAAACAUUUACUGCACCAUUGAGGAGAAGAUGUUUGUCAAAAUGCCCAUGGCCUUCAAGGUGGUGCUAAAGAAUCCCACAACGCAUGUACUCCAUCUGAUAGCCACGUUGUCCAUUAGCAAAUCCGAUAAUUUCAUAUGUUCUGGCCAUAAACAGGUGGACGUUUCCAUCAUGGCAUAUGAUGAGAAGGAGUUGGUCUAUAAUUUAUAUCCACUGCAAGUGGGUUGGCAGGAUCUGCCUGUGCUAACGCUGGAGUACAACACAAAGGCCGAUCCUCAAAAGAAUGAUAGCCAGAAUGUGCUGCUCGAUGAGCUCGUCCAGCGUGCGCUGCCCAAGCGCGUUUUUGUGCUGCCACCGAUGAAGCAGCUGACCAAGUAAUUUGUUGUUGGCAACUCAAAUGUCAUUUGUUAAUUUAAGUGUUUUAAAGUCUUAAUAUAUCAUUGUGGUAUGUAAAAA
Drosophila innubila is the source of this 4298-nucleotide messenger RNA. RefSeq names its product trafficking protein particle complex subunit 11 (gene gry). The transcript has 10 exons. NCBI's taxonomy places the organism in Eukaryota, Metazoa, Arthropoda, Insecta, Diptera, Drosophilidae. The record is from RefSeq and is a predicted model, not a curated record. Gene Ontology annotation, cellular component: cytoplasm. Bases 252 to 4220 code for a protein of 1322 amino acids.